AUGGCCGCCCGCGAUGACACGACGGCAAAGCGCAAGGCUCCCCCCAGCGGUUUGAAGUCCGGUAAGGGUGCGGCCGGUUCCGAGGCUUGGCCACCGGACCCGGACCUGACCUUCGGACGCGAGAAUCCGGCCACCGAGCCGGACCUGAAGACCGGCGUCUGCCCCUCCAAGGGGGAGAAGGACGCCAGAGAGCCGGACCUGAAGCUGCCGCCGACUUCGGCGGACGUGGAUCCGGCAGCGCCUGCACAGGAUGCCGAAGCCCCGGAGCCCUCCGAGGACGGCAGCACGAGUUUGAUCAAGGGUGUGCAGUCCGACGAAGGAACUGCCGAGAGCAAGGAUACAGCUGACGUGAGUGAGGCACUUAAUAAGGAUCGCGGCGCCCCCGAGGGCGACAGUCUUGCCGAAUCCGAAGCUGCGGCACAGGAAGACAUCAAGGGCGCCGGCCUUGGCGUGACGCUGCGAGCCAAGGACGUGAUCGAAGAUGCGUCCGACAAGGACUGGGCGAUCGCACCGUCCUCGGUCGACUUCGAGGAUCCGCUGGUCCGCUCGCUUUCCCUUCUCGCCGGCCUCCUGCAGCGGCCGAUUUCCGUUGAGGCCCUGAAAGCGGGGCUGCCCCAUGCCCAGGAGGCCUUCACGCCGGAACUGGCGGUCCGCUCCGCCGAACGCGCCGGCCUCUCCGCCCGGGUGGUGCGUCGGCCCCAGCUCUCGAAGAUCCUGCCCGUAACCCUGCCGUGCAUCCUUCUGCUGAAAGGCGGGAACUGCUGCGUGCUGAUCGAACUCGCCAACGGCCAGGCAGACGUGCUGCUGCCCGAGGCCGGGGGCACCUCGAAGUCUUUGGAUAUGCGUGCACUGCAGGAGCAGUUCACCGGCUACGCCAUCUUCGCGCGCACCGAGGCGCGCUUCGACGAGCGGGCGCCGGAACGCAAGCUGUCGGAGCCGCGGGCCUGGUUCUGGGGAACACUGGCCCAGUUCUGGCCGAUCUACAGCCACGUGGUUCUGGCUUCGCUGCUGAUCAACUGCUUCGCCAUCGCCAGCCCGCUCUUCAUUAUGAAUGUUUACGACCGCGUGGUGCCCAACCAGGCGAUCGAAACGCUCUGGGUGCUGGCAAUCGGCGUGCUCACGGUCUUCGGCUUCGAAUUCGUGAUGCGCAACCUGCGCACCUACUUCGUCGACAUCGCCGGCAAGAACGCAGACGUCAUCAUCGCCAGCCGGCUGCUGGAACAGUUGAUGUCGACCCGGCUCGACUCCAAGCCGGCAUCGACCGGAGCGAUGGCCAACAACUUGCGGGAAUUCGAAUCGCUGCGCGAGUUCUUCACCUCGGGAACGCUGGUGGCGCUGGUCGACCUGCCCUUCAUCUUCCUGUUCAUCGGUGUGAUCUAUAUCGUCGCCGGCCCGGUCGCCUUCGUCCCGCUGGCCAUGGUGCCGCUGGUUAUCUGCGUCGGGCUGUUCCUGCAGUUCCCCCUGCGCAACGUGAUGGAGAAGAGCCAGCGCGAAGCGAGCCAGAAGCACGCCCUUCUGGUCGAGACCAUCGACGGCCUGGAAACCAUCAAGGCCACCGCCGCCGAGGGCCGCGUCCAGCGCUCUUGGGAGCGCUUCGUGGGGCUCUCCGCCGAAUCUUCGGGCCAGGCACGUUUUAUCUCCGGCCUGGCCACCACCUUCGCCCAGAUCGCCAUUCAGAUGUCGACAGUGAUCGUGAUUGUCUUCGGCGUGUACCAGAUCGCCGAGGGCAACAUCACCAUGGGCGCGUUGAUCGCCGCCACCAUCCUGACCGGCCGCGCGCUGGCCCCCCUGGGUGCGGUGGCGGCCAUGCUGACGCGCCUGCAGCAGUCCAGGGUCGCCCUGCGGUCACUCGACGAUGUGAUGAAGGCGCCGGCGGAGCGCGCGCAAAACAAGCGCUUCCUGCACCGUCCGCGGCUGAGCGGCCAGAUCGAGUUCAAGCAGGUGACCUUCAGCUAUCCGGGCCAGGAGACAAAGGCGCUCGACAGCCUCUCCUUCAAGAUCAAACCCGGUGAGAGGGUCGGCAUGCUCGGCCGCAUCGGCUCCGGCAAGAGCACGGUUUCGCGCAUGAUGGUCGGCCUCUAUGAGCCGAUGGACGGCGCGAUCCUCAUGGACGGGACCGACAUCCGGCAGGUCGAUCCGGCCGACCUGCGCCGCAACGUCGGUUAUGUCUCGCAGGACAACUACCUGUUCUUCGGCUCGGUGCGCGACAACAUCUGCUUCGGCGCCCCUCAUGUGGACGACGAAACGAUCCUGCGCGCGGCCGAACUCGCCGGGGUGAGCGACUUCCUGCGCACCCACCCGCUGGGCUUUGACCUGCCGGUGGGCGAGCGUGGCAUGGCGCUUUCAGGCGGUCAGCGCCAGUCCGUCGCCAUCGCGCGCUCCAUGCUUCUGGACCCGCCGAUCAUCCUGCUGGACGAGCCGACGAGCCAUAUGGACAACUCCUCGGAGGCCGCCUUCAAACGGCGCCUGGAGGGCAUGCUGCCGGGCAAGACUCUUUUCCUGGUAACACACCGCAGCUCCCUGCUGACCCUGGUCGACCGCCUGUUGAUCAUCGACAACGGCAAAAUCGUCGCGGACGGCCCGAAAGACGAGGUACUGCGGGCGCUGCGCCAGGGCGUCUUCGAUCGUGACGAUCUCGACUUCAUGCCGGAUGUCCAUGCCGCCGCCCGGGACCGCGGGCGGCGCUUCGCCUACAUCCUGACGGUCAUCUCGGUUAUCUUCUUCAUCGUCAUGGGCGUCUGGGCCCACUAUGCGGUUCUGGACGAGGUCACCCGCGGCGAGGGGACCAUCAUCCCCUCCUCCAAGACCCAGGUCAUCCAGAACCUGGAAGGCGGCAUCCUCUCGGAAAUCCUGGUCCGCGAGGGCGAUAUCGUAGAGGCCGGCGACGUUCUGGUGCGGAUCGAGAACACCAUCGCCACCGCGAACCUGGAAGACGCCCGGUCCCAGUACCUCAGCCUGCAGGCGACCGAGGCCCGUCUGAUCGCCGAGCUCGAGCAGCAGGAAGCGGUCGAGUUCCCGCAGUCGGUCUCCGACGAGGCGCCCAUCGUGGUUGCCGACCAGAGGCGCCUCUUCAACGCGCGCAAGCGUCAGCUCGCCGCCCAGGUUUCGGUGCUCGAAUCCCAGGCCAGCCAGCGCAAGCAGGAAGUCGCCGAGAUGGGCAGCCGCCGCCGCCAGCUGGAGCAGAGCCUGCGCCUGGCGCGGGAGGAACAGGCCAUCACCGCGCCGCUGGUGCAGAAGGGCAUCAUGCCCCGCAUCGAGCUGAUCCGCAUCGACCGCCAGGUCGCCGACCUGGAGGGCGAGAUCCGCACCAUCCGAACCGCCAUUCCGCGCCUGCAGUCGGCCCAGAAAGAGGCCGAGCAGCGCAUCGACGAGAUGGUCCUGACGACGCAGACGGAAACCUCCGACGAGUUGAACCGGAUCCGUGCCGAACUGAAGUCGAUCUCCCAGUCGCUCUUCGCCGGCCAGGACCGGGUCACCCGAACCGCCGUGCGGUCGCGCGUGCGCGGCACGGUCAAGAACCUGAAGCGCACAACGGUCGGCGGCGUCAUCCAGCCGGGCGAGGACAUCAUGGAGAUCGUGCCGCUUGACGACACGCUUCUGGUCGAGGCCCAGGUUCGCCCGGCCGAUAUCGCGUUCCUGCGUCCGGGACAGGAAUCCAUCAUCAAGGUCUCGGCCUACGAUUUCUCCAUCUAUGGCGGACUGACCGCCAGCCUGGAACGGAUCUCCGCCGAUACCAUCAAGGACGAACAGGGCGAGAGCUUCUACCGUGUCUAUCUGCGCACCGAGGAAAGCCACCUGGAGCGCAACGGCGAGACCCUGCCGAUCAUUCCCGGCAUGACCGUGACGGCAGAGAUCCUGACCGGAGAGAAGUCCGUUCUGGAUUACCUCAUGAAGCCCAUUCUCAAGGCCCAGGGGAGCCUGCAGUUGGAUCGCCGCGCCUUCCUUCGUUCGUCCGCAGUCGUGCUCGGCACCGCCCUCGGCGGCGCCGCGAUCGAGGCCGUGGCGAACCCGGCGGCGGCGCAGUCCCUGGGUGAUUUUCUGAAGUCCAGCCGCAACCGCGGCAAAGGCCUCUUCGGCUCCACCGAGAUUUCUUCGGCCAAUCUGAAGGCGCUGCCGCAAUGGGCCCGGGUGCUCUCGAAAAUGGAGCAGGAGCGCAGCAGCUUCCAUGCCUGCCUGAACAGCGCGGCCGCCUGUACCUCGGCCGGCCUGAAAUCCUGGCGGGAGGUUGCCACCGCCGCCAAGGGCCGGCCCCGCCUGGAGAUGCUGAAGACCGUCAAUCAAUACUUCAACCGCUGGCCCUACAAGAUCGACCAGGAGCUCUAUGGCGUCAGCGAGUUCUGGGCGAGCCCCAAGGAGUUCAUGAAGCGCUCCGGGGACUGCGAGGACUAUUCCAUCGCGAAGUUCUUCGUGCUGCGGGACCUCGGCCUUUCCAACGAGGAAUUGCGGGUGGUCAUUCUGAUGGACCGGAUCCGGCGUAUCGGCCAUGCGGUUCUGGCGGUCUACCAGCCCGAUGACAUCCUGGUCCUGGACAGCCUCAGCGACCUGAUCUUCUCCCACAAGAAGUACCGGCACUACCUGCCCCAGUACUCCAUGAACGAGACCACGCGCUGGGCGCACUUCUACGACAAGAAACGUCCUGAAACGGCUGAUCCGCUGGAAUUCCCGGCGCUCGAUGCCAGACCGGCGCCUCCGGGUCGGUGGCGCAUGCUGCUCUGGGGCGGCAUUGUGCUGGCAGUUUUCGUUGUGGCGGCCAUCCUGGUGCCGCGCCUGACCAUAGAGGCCAAGCGGGACCAGCUUAUCGAACAGGUGGCCGAGCGCCUGCAGCUGACCGCCGGCGGCCAGGCCGAGGUGCUUUCCACCUGGCUUCAGGGAACCCGGCGCCUCGCCCAGCCGGUCGUCGAAAGCGAGCUCAUCCGGCUUUUUUCCGCCGAGAUGGACCUGGCCGACGGCGACAUGUCGCGCAUGGUCGCCCCGCAGAGCGGCGAAGACGGCGGGCUCGGUGUACCGCUGGUCGAACAACUCCCCUUCAUCGAACGGGUGAUCAGCGACUUCGCGGCAAACGCCGACUUCCUGGCCGCCUACCUGGUCGGCCGCAACGGCGAUGCCUUUGUCGCUUCCAGCGGCUCGGCGAGCUUUGGCGCCGAACAGCGCGCGCUGGCGCUGCAGAGCUUCGAGCGCGGACAGACGGUUUUCGGGCCGGCCCGGAGCUUGCCGGCGGGCCUCGUGCUCGACAUGGUCAUGCCGGUCUUCGCCGCACAGGUAGAACCCGGCGAAGCCAGGCCCGUUGCCGCCCUGGUGCUGGUCGUGCCGCUGACCGCCGGGCUGUCGGACAUCCUCUCCGUCGACCCGCUCGCCAGCCCGGGCACGCGGCGCGUGCUCAUCCAGUUGGACGACGGCGCCUUGGCCCGCAUCGCCCCCGGCGCCGCCGAGCCGGUCAAGGCGGUAACCUUGGACGGCUUCGACCUGGCGGCCGGCGAGGUGCCUUUCGCGGAGCGUCCUUCCCUCACCAAACCGAUUCAGGUCUAUUCCGCAGGCGCCAUGGUCUCCGGCCCCAUAUGGUGGAUUGUGGAGGAACUGGAGGUCACCGUCGCCGAGCGGCCCCUUGCCACCUUCUCCAUCGCGGCCGUCCUGGUUGCCGGCCUGGUGGUCCUCGUGGCCGCUGCUGCCUUCGGCGCUUUUUGGUGGCGUCUGUCGAGCCAUCACAACGAGACGCUGGCCGUGCAGUAUCGCGACCUUGCCGGGCGCAUUCAGGCCCAGAAGCAGCUCAUGGAAAGCAUCAACGGUACGAUCUCGGAGCACAUUGCUCUGAAGGCACCCGACGGGACCUACCGCUAUGUGAACCCGGCCUUCGCCUCGGCGGCGGGCCGCAGUCAGCAAAGCAUGAUCGGACUGGACGAUGCCGCGGUUUUCGGACGCGGUACCGCCAAGCGGCUGGCGCUUACCGACCGGCGCGCCCUCGAUGAAGACACGGCCGUCACCACAAACGAAGAGAUCUACCUCGACUCGACGAAGCGCUAUCUGCAGAUCUCAAAGGUACCCUUCCGCGAUGCCGAGGGCGCUGCUCCGGGCCUUGUGUCGGUGUCACGCGAUGUCACCGAACUGGUCGAGCAGCAAGAGAAGAAGGAACGUGCCAUCCAGCAGAUGGUCACCGCCCUGGUGCGCGCGAUCGAGCUGCGCGACCCCUACCUGGCCGGGCACUCCCGGCGCGUCGCGGACUUCGCGGUGGCCGUCGGCAAACAGCUCGGCUGCAGCGAGGACGACCUGACGACGCUGGAGCUCGCGGCCAAUCUCUCCCAGAUCGGCAAGCUCGCCGUCCCGGAGGAACUGCUGACCAAACCGGCCCGUCUGACGGAGGAGGAAAUCCGCCAGAUGGAAACCCAUGUCGAGCAUGCGGUUCAGCUUCUCGGCGGGAUCGAUUUCGAGCUGCCGGUCGUUGAAACCAUUGCCCAAAUGCACGAGCGCCUUGAUGGCAAGGGCUACCCAAAAGGGUUAGCCGGCGAGGCAAUCCGUCGAACCGCCCGAAUUCUGGGGACUUGCGAUGUCUUCUGCGCAAGGGUGGAGCCGCGGUCCUACCGCGCGGGCCUUGCACCCGACGCGGUGCUGGAUAUUCUGCAGGAGAAUUCCAGCCGCUAUGACCCCACAGUGAUCGAGGCGUUGAGACAGGUGACUUCGACUAUCUCCGGUGAAAAGCUGAUCGCCAGCAUCGCGGCCUUCGCGCUCGACGGCACUAUCCGCACUGCCGGGCGGGUCGAAAUCAAUGCAAUGGAAUACCCCUGGAGUGCCGUCGGUCGCGUCAACGCAGGGGGACGCGGUCACUGCACGGGAUUUCUGGUGAGCGAGCGGCAUGUUAUCACCGCUGCCCACUGCCUCUUCGACCCCCGGGCCGGGCGGUGGCGCGGCCCCAUCGAGCUGCACUUCAUCGCUGGCUAUCAGCGCGACCGCUUCAUCCUGCAUUCCAAGGUGGCCAGCUACCGCCGGGCCGAAAACUACGAGUAUGCCAAUCCAGUUAGUGCUCGUGCCGCACUGCACGACUGGGCAAUCCUCACUCUUGAGAAGCCGAUCGGACGCAAGGCCGGCUGGCUCGGCAUGAAGAAGCUGGACAGCCUCAUGAUGUCGCGGAUCAAGGCCGGCGAUGCCCUGCUCAUACAAGCGGGCUACCGCCGCGACCGGGCCCAUGUCAUGUCGGCCGGCUGGGGCUGCACCUUCCGGGGCUUCAUUCAGCGAGGCCGGCUGAUCACCCAUGACUGCAAUGUCAUCCAGGGCGACUCGGGUUCGCCGCUCAUCCUCUUCGCCGACAGCGACUUCUACGCGAUCGGGCUGCAUGCCAUCGACCUGCGUUCCGACAAGGAUGGACCGCUGGCCGGAGUGCUCUCCUUCAGCCUCUUCCAUCCCGACGGCGGACGCCGCGACGCGGCUUCGGCUCUCUCCGGCACCUCCGCGCGCUGGGCCCAGGGAAUGCCGCCCGGCCAGGGCAGCGAGGCGGCGAUGGUGCCCCUGCGCACCAUCGACAGCCUUCUGGUCAGCCUGGGCUACCUCCAGCGCAGAGCGGAGCAACAGAGCCAGGAAGCGCGUGUUCAGGCGCUCAAACGCUUUCAGGGAGACCGCGGCCUGCCGAAAGACGGGCGUGCGUCUUUGGACAUCCUGGGCAAGCUCCUGCUCGCCGCAAGCCUGCUAUCCACAUCGGUCGGCGGGGGCGGUGCCCAUCGGGCCGGCGGAGAAUCCGCUGCGGCAGCCGCCAUUUUCUUCACGCGACCGGCACGGCGCUCCAUCGUCGUUUCCAAUGGCGUGGUUCGUAUCGAGCUGGUGCAACUUCGUAGAAAAGACGACAAGGCAGAGCUUGAGUCGCACACCAGCGGUCACCUGCUGAUGCCGGUCGGCUCCCUGAAGCAGCUGACCCUGCAACUGGCCAAGGCCUUGGAGCAGAUCCAGGCCCGCGUCGCCGAGAAGGACAGGCUCGACAACGCGCCGAAGGGUGACGAUUUGGACGUCGGAUUGCGUCGUCGGGGCGGUGCCCGCGCAGCCGGCGCGCAACGCGCCAAUUGGCCGGGCGCCGCCGCCGCUGCAGAGGCGGCAGCCGGGACCGGGUCCGUUCCGGCCGUUUUUGCCGGCUCCUGGCCGGCGCGGCCCCAAGCUAUGAAAUACCUCUUCGUCCAUCAGAACAUGCCUGGGCAGUACAAGCACAUCUGCCAGCGGCUCGCCGCCGACAAAGACAAUACCGUGGUGUUCAUUACCAAGCGGGAAGGUAUCGAGCUUUCGAACAUCCACAAGGUGCUCUACAAGCCCAACCGAGAGCCCGCCGCCUCGACCCAUCGCUACAUCCGAGACGCUGAGCGUGGCAUCCUCCACGGACAGGAGGUCGCCCGCAAGGCGCUGGAACUGAAGAGCAAGGGCUUCGUACCCGACAUCAUCAUCGGUCAUCCCGGCUGGGGCGAGACGCUGUACCUGAAGGACGUGUUUCCCGACACACCGCUCUUGGGGUUCUUCGAGUUCUACUACCACGCCGUCGGCGCCGACGUUGGUUUCGAUCCGGAGAAUCCGGCCAGUCUCGACACGCACUGCCGCAUCCGGACCAAGAACAUCAUCCAGUUCAUGGGGCUGGAGUCCGCCGAUGCCGGAAUGACCCCGACCCUCUGGCAGUUCGAGCAGUAUCCCGCCGAGUUCCGGCACAAGAUCUCUGUUGUUCACGAUGGCAUCGACACCGCCGUCUGCAAGCGCAACCCCGAUGCCUCCAUCGAGAUCAAGAAUACCGACGGCGAGGUCACGACGCUGCGCCAGGGGGAAGAGGUCAUCACCUACGUGGUGCGCAACCUGGAACCCUAUCGCGGCUUUCCGCAGUUCAUGCGCGCAGCCGAGAUCAUCCUGAGGCGAAGGCCGAAGGCCCGCAUCAUCAUCAUUGGCGGCGACGAGGUGAGCUACGGGCGGCCGCUGCCCGACGGCGAGACCUACCGCAAGAAGGCCCUGGAAGAGGUCGAUCUCGAUCUCAGCCGUGUGUUCUUUCUGGGCCGGGUUCCCUACUCCACCUACCUGAACGUCAUUCAGGUCUCCGGCGUGCAUGUCUAUCUGACGUUCCCCUUCGUGCUCUCGUGGUCCGUUCUGGAAAGCAUGGCGGCCGAAUGCCUCCUGGUGGCCUCCGCAACGCCGCCGGUUCAGGAAGUCAUCAAGGAUGGAAGCAACGGCCUUCUCUUCGACUUCUUCGACCACGAGGCCAUCGCCAACCGCGUCGACGAGGUGCUGGACCACAAGGACCGCAUGGCGGCCAUCCGCAAAAAGGCCCGGACGACGGUUCUGCAGAACUACGACCUUGAAAAGUGCAUGAAGGAGCAGCUCAAGCUGAUCGACAAUCUGGUGGCCGGGAAACGCCCACAGCCGGGCGGCAAACCCGGCAAGCCGAGCUUCCGUCUGCCCUCGGGCAGCCGUGGAACGAAGCCUGCGGCGAAGAAAGCCUCGGGCGGGUCCUCGAAGACCGCAUCGAACGGCAAGACCAAGGCGGCCGCCAAAUCCGGCGGCACCCGCUCGACCGCGCGCAAGAGCAAGGCCAAGAAAGCGGGAGAGCGCCUUUCCGGCGGUCCGGCGAACCACGGGCGCAGCAGGGUCUCGAUAGCUUCGGCAAAUGGCAUACUCCGGAUUCCGGGUUGCGAGACCCGAUUGGAACGCUUUAUCAACCGCCUUGUAGGACGCAACAGGGGACUGGUACCCGGAUCGAGAGUACUCGUUGGAUACGAACGCGGUGACAGUGUGGGGCACUACCGCCGGCUGCUGCCGGUGGCGGAGGCCCUGGCCGCGCGGGGGCAUCAGGUCACUUUCUUCCUGCGUAACCCCUAUGACUGCAGGGCGCAGAUCACCAAGAACCCCUUCCCUUUCAUUCCGACACCCGACCUCGUGCCGCCCAACCCUGCGGAGCGCGAACCCAAGCGGAUGGGCAGCUACAGCGAUAUCAUGGUCUACUGCGGUUUCGGCCGGCUGGAGACGCUGUUCACGGCGACACUGGCCUGGCGGACCCUGUUCGAUCAGCUGCGCCCGGAUCUCAUCGUCUGCGACCAUAGCCCGGUGACCUGCUUUGCCGCCUACGGCCGCAUCCCGGUGGUGCAGAUCGGCGAUGGGUUCACCAUUCCGCCGGCGCAGGACGACGUCUUCCCGCCGUUUCGCGCGAAGAAAAAGGUCACGGUCGAUCCCGACCAACUGGUCUCGGUUAUGAACGAUGUGCAGGGACGACUGGGCGGCCCCAGGGUGCCCUGCGUGACCGCGCCGCUGCGCACCGCGGGACGACUGAUCUGCACCCUGAUGGGGCUGGACCCCUACAAGGACCUCCGCGAGGAUCCGGUGAUCGGUCCGACCGAGGGCCUGCAGCCCCCCACACCGAUGCCAAAGACCCAAUCGCUCUUUGUCUACCUGGGCAUCGAUCAAAGGAUAACCCCCCGGUUCCUGGAAGUCUUGAAGGCGUCGAAGCUGCCGGCGCGGGCGUACAUCCGCGGCAUGACCGAGGAAGCCGCCGAGACCUACGCCCGCCCGGGCCUGACCUUCUACAAAGCGCCGCAGCCCAUCGAUGAAAUGCUGCGCGACGCUACCAUGACCGUUCAUCACGGCGGCAGCGGCAUGUGCCUGGCGUCGUGCAGUGCUGGCCGCAUUCAACUGGCCCUGCCCAUCCAUGAGGAAACGCUCUUGAAUGCCCGCGCCCUGGGGCGCAUCGGCGUGGGCCGCAUGGCCACCGGCAAGGAACUCGAGGAGAGCGGCCAGGAGAUCCUGGACGAAACCGUCGCCGACCCGAGAAAGGCCGAGCGCGCGCGGAUCAUUGCCGAAGAGAUCAGAGACGUGGGGCCGUUUCGCCCGAUGGAGCGGAUCAUCGAGACCUGCGAGAGUGUCCUGGGCGGUCGCUGA
Symbiodinium pilosum is the source of this 10875-nucleotide messenger RNA. Lineage: Eukaryota; Dinophyceae; Suessiales; Symbiodiniaceae. The record is from the annotation of a GenBank genome assembly.